Salvia miltiorrhiza (redroot sage) is the source of this 2515-nucleotide messenger RNA. Its product is annotated as BAG-associated GRAM protein 1-like. The transcript is spliced from 19 exons. The coding region runs from base 258 to 2228 and encodes 656 amino acids. NCBI's taxonomy places the organism in Eukaryota, Viridiplantae, Streptophyta, Magnoliopsida, Lamiales, Lamiaceae. The record is from RefSeq and is a predicted model, not a curated record.
UAAAAUAAUAAUGCACGCUUAACUUUUCCCGACUUCUUUCUUCCUCAGUUCCUCCCUUCACCUCUCUCUGUGUAACUGUGUACACACAUGCAGGAAAGCCUUUCCCUAUAUAUCAUGCACACAGUAGCGCACGCACCGAGUGUGUUGUUGCGUGCUGAUCUAGCUCACGCCUCUGCGCAUUUGUAUGAGGUUUUUUGCAUUGCGGUGCCAAACUCCUUUUACAUUUCGUAAAAUUUGAGUGAUUUUUUGGAGGGGGAAUGCUGGUGCUGGAGGCUUUGAUCGAGUUUCUGCUGCCGUCAUGGUCGGAGGUGCAAGUCUCCGUGGCGGCGGCGGCGCUGGUGUUGGCGGCGUACUGGUUCUUAACCGUCACCGCUGGUGCGGAUGAGCGGACUCUCGUGGAUGGUUCCGCGAGCGUGGCGAAUGUGAAUGAUGGCAGAGAAGUGGUGGAUCAGUAUAAAAGAGAUCUUCAGAGAAAUUUAGUGUAUUUAAUUAAGGUGGAGCUCUUAGCAGCUAAGAAUCUUAUUGGGGUGAACCUGAAUAGCACAUCAGAUCCUUAUGCAAUUAUCUCUUGUGGUGCAGAAAAGCGCUUAAGUUCUAUGGUAUCUGGCUCAAGAAAUCCUAUUUGGAGGGAGGGGUUCAAUUUUGUAGUGGACGAGCUCCCUGUUGAGAUUAAAGUGACAGUUUAUGGUUGGGAUAUAAUUCGAAGAAGUACAGUUCUUGGUUCUGUGAAUAUUUCUGUUGAACAAGAAGGUCAAACUGGUGCGAUGUGGUAUGCAUUGGAUACUGCAUCGGGACAGGUAUGUCUUCACAUUAAGACCAUCCAACUUCAGAUGGACUCUUCCAGGGAGUUUGAUAAAAAAACAUUCACAGAAGAAACAGCAAUAAGUUGGAGAGAAAGUGAGCAAGGCAUUGCAGGGAUAAAGAGAGUAGGAGUAAUGUUGCAGAUGUCAGCUUCGAAGAGGUCAACACCUGACGGAACAAACAUAUCAAGGGGUAUGAAUGGCUGUCCAGAUGCUAAUGUUCAAAGAAAGGGUUUGAGUAAAGAACCUAUGGUUCCUUAUCAGAAACAUGGACCACUACAAACAAUAUUUAGUCUCCUCUCAGAUGAAGUGGUUGUACAUAGCUAUUCAUGCUCUCUUGAGAUAUCAUUCUUGUAUCAUGGCCGAAUGUAUGUAUCAGCAAGACAUAUCUGCUUCCACUCUAAUGUUUUCUCGAAGCAAAUAAAGGUAAUUAUACCUUUCGGAGACAUAAAAGAGAUAAGAAAGAGCCAGCACGCACUGAUCAAUCCUUCUAUCACAAUAAUUCUUCGAGAGGGUACUGGAGGCCAUGGUCUGCCUCCUUUAGGAAAUGCCGAUGGCAUAAUCAGAUACAAAUUUGCAUCUUUCUGGAAUAGGAAUACUGCAUUGAGAGCUAUACAACAUAUAGCUAAGAACUAUCAUGCCAUGUUAGAAGCUGAAAACAAGGAGAGGCAACAGUCAGCGUUGCUUGCUGAAAUAAAGGAGGAGGCAGCAUUGCUUGGUUUUGUAAAAGAGGAGAAGCAGUCAGCAGUGAAUACCUGUAACUGUGGUGUUAAAGGCAGUGAAAGAGAAUCUAAGACUUCUGAGGAGAUUGUGACAAAGCCUGAAAAGUUUCAACCAUUCAUCAAAGAGGAAGUGCUUACUAGUAUAUUCAAUGAUAUUUUUCCGUGCACAGUGGAGCAAUUUUUCAAAUUUGUUUUAGAUGAUGAUUCAACUUUCACAAGUGAAUACCAUGCUGCCCGCAAGGAUUCUAAUCUGAAAGUGAGUCCGUGGUGUGCCUCUGAUGAACACAAUGGUCAAGUCAGAGAAGUUACAUAUAGGCAAGUAUGUAACUUUCCGUUAUGUCCUCCAGACAUACCAGUAACAGAGUUGCAACAUGUAGUUCUAUCUGCAGAUAAAAAAACAAUGGUGUUUGAGACUGUACAACAGACAGAAGGCGUCCCCUUUGCUUCAUAUUUCGAGGGCCACUGUCGGUGGUCAGUAGAGGCAAACUCGGAGUCCUUGUGCACCGUGGAUAUCAGAUUUGGUGCAUUUUUCAAGAAAUGGUGUCUGCUGCAAUCGAAAAUCAAGACAGCCGCUGUCGAUGAUAAUAAGAAAGUGUACAAGAUAAUGUUAGAAUCUGCUCGUGCACACAUUAAGCCAAGGAUCUCCAAUAGCGACGACACCAGGAACACAUGUUCUUCUUCCGUUGGCGUCCAAGCACGCGACUAAAUCUGCUGAUGGGAUUGCGAUGCCGAUGUCAGUCAGGUUUCCUCAAACAGCCUAAAGCCAAUUUCAAGCCCCAAAAUACCGUUCCUGUAAAUUUUAGUAUGAUGCAUCUUGUAAAGAGCAUAUGUAAUAAUGUUAGGAAUUCACAUUUCGAAAUUAGCAGUAAGUUUAUUACAGUGCCGGACUUGGUCUAAUGAUGGCAUUAGCCAGCCUGCAAAUUUAUUUUAUGCAUAUGUUGUCUGGUGGAACUACUGUGCACUACUUUUAUAUAUAUGUGAAAUCUCGUUAAA